Xiphophorus couchianus (Monterrey platyfish) is the source of this 1059-nucleotide messenger RNA. It is a transcript of the gene manf, whose product is annotated as mesencephalic astrocyte-derived neurotrophic factor. The record is from RefSeq and is a predicted model, not a curated record. Gene Ontology annotation, biological process: neuron projection development; dopaminergic neuron differentiation. Lineage: Eukaryota; Metazoa; Chordata; Actinopteri; Cyprinodontiformes; Poeciliidae. The transcript is spliced from 4 exons. Gene Ontology annotation, cellular component: endoplasmic reticulum. Bases 137 to 673 code for a protein of 178 amino acids.
GCGUGUGCGGGCGCUGACACUCUACCAGUUUUACCGGCGUCCGUCAGCUCCGAAGCGGCGGAGACUCAUGAGUUCAGAUUGUCGGUCUCCAACAGCGGUUCCACGGACGUCCUUCUGACUUUAUUGAAGCCGAAAAAUGUUGCGUUUGAGCGGGUGGUCAGUGGCUCUGGCCCUCACCCUCUUAUCGGGACCUGUUGAAGGCCUGAAGGAAGGAGAAUGUGAAGUGUGCGUCUCCUUCCUGGGGAAGUUUUACGAGUCGCUGAAGGACUCCAACGCCAACAGCGCCGAUAUUGAGAAGGAGCUGCUGAAGAGCUGCAGUGACACCAAAGGAAAAGAGAACAGAUUUUGUUACUACAUCGGUGCGACGAGCGACGCCGCCACAAAGAUGGUAAACGAAGUGUCCAAACCGCUCAGCUACCACGUCCCGGUGGACAAGAUCUGUGAGAAGCUCAAGAAGAAGGACAGUCAGAUCUGCGAGCUGAGAUACGACAAGCAGCUGGACCUGACCACGGUGGACCUGAAGAAGCUGAAAGUCAAGGACCUGAAGAAGAUUCUGGAUGAGUGGGGCGAGUCGUGCAAAGGCUGCGCCGAAAAGUCAGACUUCAUCCGCAAAAUAACCGAGCUCAUGCCCAAGUACGCGCCUGCAGCCGCCAAGGCACGGACAGACCUGUAGCGGCAGGGACACUGACUCUGGGCAGACAGGAAGUCCUGCCAGGAGGAGGAAGAGCACGUCUCGGUCUGCUCUGCAGGCUCAGAGUUUCUACUGUACUUUAAACUGAAGUUCCUGCUCCUCCAAUCCUUUCACAAUAAGAGCCUGAGUUUGUUUGCAUCUCAGAAUCCCCGACCACCAGCAGCUCACCUUCAUCAUCCUGGAGUCAGCUCAGCCCCAACACGUUUCUGAUUCUGAGCAGUGCCCCCUGCUGACUGUUUACAAGACUGCACACCUGAAUUAAAACCUGGUUCUGACUUGUAGGACGAUUCGGACUCACUCCACUGGUUCUUACCUCGGCUGGUUCUGUUCCAAUUGAACCAGUCAGACCAUUAAACACAUUGAGUCAC